AUGACGGAUAAAAAAGGCCCCGUUAGGAGGGUGCCUCACGAGAUUUUCCGAGAGGCGUACCAUGAGUUUCGAAAUUCACUUACCGAGAAGGACAAAGCACUCUUCAAGGAAUUUUCCGGUGCAAAGUCAAUGCUGACAACUAUUAAGGAGGAUGCAAAAUCUCACCCUGUGUAUUCCUCAACACUUACCAAAUGCUGCAAAGGAAUCAACAGCAUUGCAAAUCGCUUAUCGCCAUUUUUCGAUAUCGCCGGUCUGUUCGUAUCUUCUCACCCUGAGUUUGCAGCCCUUGCAUGGGGAUCUCUACGAUUAGUCUUUAUUUUAGGCUCUAAUCACGCAAAGUUCUUGGAAAGGGUGUGCGAUAUGUUCGAAAGCAUGAACGUGGUAUUGCCUGCGUACGAGGAAUACGUAUCAAAACUCCGUUCGCGGCUCACUGCAAAUGGCCAUGAAUGCUGUACACGUAUCUUCAAAACUUUAGCAUACAUACAAGCCGAUCUCAUUCAAUUCUGCUUCGAAAUGUGCAAGUUGUUCACUAGGAAACGCUCGAAUUCUCUUCUUAUAAGUCACAAUUCUUGGAUUGAUCCCCCAACAUGGGCAUACGCAUUUGAGAACUCCCAGCACAGGCGGUCAGAAAGGACGACCGGGUGGUUUUUAAAACACCACAAAGUAUCACGCUGGUUAUCGCAAGUCACUCCUGAACGGACACUUUCUGCUUUAUCAGUUCAAGCGAUGGCUGCACUUAGGGCUAUACUGACCCAGCUCUUGCAUAUCUUCCGAAAGGAUGAUGCAAUUGUGGACAUCAUAACUCUACUAUGGGAUCAAAACAAAUCGGGGCAAGUGACUGCAUCUACUAGCGAGAUCGUAUCGGCUCUUUACCUACUCUCAUCUCGAGUUUCGAGGCUUUUCAUGGCAAUCGACUGGGCUGAUGAGUACCAAGAUCACGAAGAUCUCUUCGACUAUCUCAAAGAGAUAUCCCAGUAUUCAAACUCUGUUUUUGUCGCACUCUUCAGUCGUCCUACCCUGGCCAUCCCCCAAGAUUUGAGCUCCAUGCUUGAACACCUUGAUCUCACCUCGACAAUGAACUUUGAGUCACUUGAGACAUUCUUGCGGCCCAAGAUCCAACCGCUAGCUCGAGAUGGAGUGAUAUCUUCGGAGGAUAACAGAGAUCAGAUCGUCACACUACUUGCCAGUAGAGCCAACGGCAUGUUCUUAUGGGCUCAGCUUCUGGUAGAGUACCUCCUAUCACCCAAACUCUCCAUAAGGCAACGUCGUGCCGUGGAUAAAUACGACACAAUCCCAAAUUUUGAGAAGGCCCUGUCACAAAUGUCCGGGGCGCUCAUUGAGCUUGAUUCAGACAGGAAAGCUAGAUUCGUUCACUUUUCGGUUCUUGAGUACUUGACCGAUCGAUCUUUUCAAGACCAGUCUCAAGAAUCGGUGUCAAACUUCGUCAAGGAGCAGUCCCUAGCGCAACGAUCGUGUGCAUCCUGUUGUCUAGCAUAUCUGCUUUAUAGCAUACCAGCAGAGCCCUUAGGUGGAGGUCCACAGGUCGUUGCGGACUGCGACUUACAGAAGAUUCGAUAUCCUUUCCUUAAAUAUUCCGCGCAGUAUUGGGAUUUCCAUUUCUCUGAAUUUCUUCUCACAGGCGGCACAGGGCAAAACCACGGCCCUAGAGCUUUCUACGAACUUCCAGCUAAGAGAGCUACGGUCUUUGAACUGCCGACGAAAUUGUGA
Molecule: messenger RNA, 1728 nt
Organism: Fusarium fujikuroi IMI 58289
Lineage: Eukaryota; Fungi; Ascomycota; Sordariomycetes; Hypocreales; Nectriaceae
Exons: 5
Coding region: 1-1728 (575 amino acids)
Source: RefSeq, a predicted model, not a curated record